Molecule: messenger RNA, 3222 nt
Organism: Neoarius graeffei (lesser salmon catfish)
Lineage: Eukaryota; Metazoa; Chordata; Actinopteri; Siluriformes; Ariidae
Gene: stox1
Product: storkhead box 1
Exons: 4
Coding region: 119-3025 (968 amino acids)
Biological process (GO): positive regulation of transcription by RNA polymerase II
Cellular component (GO): nucleus; cytoplasm
Molecular function (GO): DNA-binding transcription activator activity, RNA polymerase II-specific; RNA polymerase II transcription regulatory region sequence-specific DNA binding
Source: RefSeq, a predicted model, not a curated record
AGCCCGGUGUGGGAGCAUGAGGCUGUUUUAGCUCAGCAUUGUGUUUGAAAAUAGGUCGCGUUAGUGUUUGCGGUCGUAUCGAAAUCCGUGUGCUGGAGUGAAGCAGCGCUCAGCGGCCAUGUCUCAGCAGCAGCAGCAGCAGCGUGUGGUUCAGCUGUCAGCGGCCGCGCUCGCGGUGGUUCUGCGCAAGGACGACGGCGACUCGGCGGGCAGCAGCAGCGGCCGCGAUGUUUUCCUGGAGUUUAAAUCCCAAAAUCUGCGCAGUUUCUGGAAUAAAAGGCUCGUAAAGGCAGUGUCUGAAGUUUACUUUCAGGGUUGGAUGGAGAAUUGCGUGCUGCUCCUUCAGGGCAGUGGCAGUAAUCUGGAGGUGCUGAGGGAAGCGUGGAUGCGCAGAGCUCUCCGGUCACCCACAGGAUUCACCAUCAAAGCAGUGGGUGACUUAUCUCCAGUACAGAUGUCACCUAUCUCUCAGUCGCAGUUCAUUCCACUGUCUGAGGUACUGUGCUCAGUCAUAUCCGACAUGAAUGUUGCUCACGUCAUGGUCAACCAAGAAGCACUAAUUAACCACAUGAUGAUGGCCCAUCCAGGAAUGGCCAUUCCCACUCAAGAUAUUCUCUACAAUGCUCUGGGGGCCCUCAUUAAAGAGAGAAAAAUCUACCACACUGGAGAGGGAUACUUCAUUGUUACACCUCAGACAUACUUUAUUACCAACAACAUGGUGAAAGAGAAGAACUGGUGGACAAGUGAUAAGGACCAUCUCUCUCCUCCUCCCGUUACGUACCUGAUGAGCAAUGAGAACUGCAUGGAUGCUUCUACUGAAGUACCCAUUAUGGCUCACUGCAAGUCCUGUAGUUGCUUCACACCUCAACUAACUGCUCCUCCUUCAGUCCAGGAGCAGUCGAUCAGCAUCAGUGAAUGCACUGGGAAAAGCCUUAAGUGGUCCAGAGAACACAAGCCAACUGUCCAACACCAGUCCACAUCUACGGCAGCAGACUACCAGGCUAGCGAAGUCAGCAAGUCUACAACCACAACUCGUAAGGACAAGGAAAAACCCGGACGCAAAUUUGGCCUUAAUUUGUUUCGUCGUAACACGGGAAAGAAGGAGAAUAAGCUAAAGAAGGAAUAUGCCACUUUUUCUGGACAGUUUCCACCUGAGGAAUGGCCAGUCAGGGAUGAGGAUGAUCUUAAUAACCUUCCCAGAGAUUUGGAACAUGCUAUCAUUAAACGGAUCAACCCUGAGCUAACUGUUGAUAACCUUGUCCGCCAUACAGUCCUAAUGAAGAAAAUGGAAGAGAAGGCAGAGAGAGUGACAAAAGCCCUGACGAUUGAUAAAGGCAUGUCCACAGAGAUCCUGAUCCCUAAGCAAAGGCACCAUUCAAGCAAAGCUGGUGGCAGAAGAUCAGCCUCUAAAGCUAUGCGGAACAAGAGAAGAGGUCCCUCAGUAAAAGAGAAGCAGAGGACAAAGAGUAAGGAUGUUCCAAGUGAUGAGGAUUUGCAGGGAGAUGAGCUAAUCCCAUCUCACCUCAGGCCUGAAGUAGGCAUCGAUGAGCUUGCUCAUCAUGAAGACUGUGCAACUUUGGAUGCAAAAUUUGUCUAUAAAAAACGCAUAGAGGAUCCAUUUCAGUCGAUGCCAGGAUGUGAUACAGCCAUCAAACAUAAAGAACAAAGGAGGAGAGAAGCCAAGACCUCUAGUCGACGAGAGCGAGCAGGCCACAGGUCAAAGUCCUGGGAUCCUCAUCGCAUGAAAGGGGUUACUGAAGAGGUGCAAAAAGCCUGCAUGCCAUUUGACCGAUCAUGUGAACAGCUUCAUGAAAGAAGUCUGAAUUUGGACACUAGAAUAGAUGCUGAAACAAUCAAAGAACUUCCUGGAGACUACAGCUCUUUCUACCCUGAGAACAGCACACUGAGGAUAGAAGACAAAGUCAAACAGAAUGGCAUAGAGUUCAGCGAUGGGAGAGUGAAACAGACGCAACAGAUUUUACAAGAGAUAAAUUUAAAAGAUAUUUCUGAUCAAAAGCUUGGUAUGGACCUUGCUUCACUUUCAUACGAAACAACAGAAUUACCCAAGUCAUGGUCCAAACCUACAGUGCGUUGUAGAAUGUCUCUUCAUCUAGUUAACAGUAAGGAGGAAUCUGACCACUGUCCUGAUCUCCUCUCCUCACAUCAACAAACUGGCAGCACGGCAAGCAGCCAAAACCUGGCGAACAGUGAGAGGGUACUCAGAAAUACAAGCAAUGUAGAUAGUGAAGUACACACUGAUGCAGAGCAUCAUAUUUACCAGAAUCCUGAAGAUGAUGAUGAUGGAUGUAGUUCCCUCUGCCUGAAUGAGGAGCAUGUCAAUGAGUUAAUUCACCCAGGCACAUCGCGCUGCCGCGAGCCAGUCUGUUUUGAUGGGAACUGGGACAGCUCUUUCAUAGAACAGAACAUACUAACUCUUCAUCAAGACACCAAACGAGCCCCACAGAGACAACAUGAAUACAGGUGGUUGCAAAAUGAGCACAAACCUAGUUUAUCCCACCUACCAGCAGAUGGCAGCGCUUGGGCAAAGCCGCAACAUGUGGAUGAGAAACUGAAUAAGCCCAGCCCAGGACACUCUGACCCCACUGAUACCCUGGAUAUUAGUAUCUUUGAUUACAGUCAAAUGAGUGAGAGGGGUUCAGACACUGAAACAGUACUGAAGUCUGCAGAUGAAGAUGAUAACCAAGCCAGCCACUGGAAUUGUCACUCACAGGACUACAACCAGAAUCAAUCAGUGGAUGCUAAUAACCUUCAACCUGCAAAUCUGAGUCACUGUGAACGUACUGGAGGCUGUACGGGUGAAACAGCAGAGAAUCAAAGCAACACAGCAGACAGUGGAAUCGACUCUCCAAGGACACGCAUGAGUCUAACUUCACCUAACUCCGUCAUACUGAAAGGGCUGAAACGACGUAAUUUCCUACAGAACCUUGAAAAGCUCCACUCCAAAACCAACGGCAUUCAUCCUCAAAGUUCCCUGCUCCAGCUCACACCUGUCAUGAAUGUGUGAGCAGCCGGGUGCAGAUUCACACUGAGCUCAUUCAGUUACCUCUGUACAAUUGUGCAUAUUUAUAGCUAUUACAUGUAAAUAUAUUUGUUAAUACAAUAUUGAGCAGUGCGUGUGGUAUUUUGUGGUAAUUUGACUAUUGACGUAGGGUUUUUUUAGGUUUUCUUAUUAGUUAUUUUUUGCACCAAGCUACUCCGUUU